Messenger RNA from Selaginella moellendorffii, 1695 nucleotides. RefSeq lists its product as uncharacterized. The record is from RefSeq and is a predicted model, not a curated record. Bases 533 to 1651 code for a protein of 372 amino acids. The transcript has 14 exons. NCBI's taxonomy places the organism in Eukaryota, Viridiplantae, Streptophyta, Lycopodiopsida, Selaginellales, Selaginellaceae.
CGAUCACCGCCGAGGAAUACAAUCGCCGGGAGAACAGGAGAAUGAAGCACCAAAGAAUUCGCAAGAAGCUGAGCGGCACCACGGAGAGGCCACGGCUCGCAGUUUUUCGUUCCAACCAGCAUUUGUACUGCCAGGUGAUUGACGACACCAAAAUGCACACGCUCGCGGCCAUGUCGACGAUCCAGAAGCCCCUCCGCGACGAGCUCAAUCUCAGUUCUGGCCCAACGAUUGAGGCGGCAAAACGAGUCGGGGAAGAGAUUGCCAAGCUUUGUCUCAGUAAAGGAAUCACCAAAAUAGCUUUCGACCGGGGUGGAUUUGAGUACCAUGGUCGGAUCAAAGCCCUGGCCGAGGCCGCUCGAGAGAGUGGGCUUGAGUUCUAAACAAAUUCUUCUCUUUUUGUUUUACUUAACUUUUCUCUUACAGAUAAUCUCUAGGGAAGAACAUCGCAAUGUGCGGUGCCUGUUAGCUCGACGUGUGGUGUUUCGGGGCUCAAGGUUUUUCUUAGUCCUUACAGGUGCUCGCUCCCAUAGUCAUGAGGAGCUCAUGCCAAUCUCUUCAUUCUCCUUCAAUUUCAUUGCCUUCAAAGCGAAGAAGAUUGCGCCGAGUUGCUACUGCGGCUCUCAGUAAUGCUCAGGUCAAGCAAGCCGAGAUGCUGAUUGAGCGGCUGUCUACGCGCUUGACAACAGAUAAGGUUUUGGACAAGAUUACUACUGUCAUUGCUGGCCAAACUCCGGUGGAACCAGACAUACUGGACAAACAACUCAAGGCCAUCACAACCGGAGAGGAUUACAAUUCCUGGGAGGAGUUGAGGACAGAGUUUGUACGCAAUGCCUCUAACCUGUGGACGUCUUCUUAUGAUUUGCUUACAAACUUCAAUCCAUUUGAGCUUGGACACUGGGUCGGGGGCUUGAUUGAAGACUUCGCUGAAAGAUUUGCUGCCUGGGAACUAUCUAGUUUGGUGGCCAUCGGAGAGAGAUGGGUGAUCUGGACGCCGCUUGUUGUUCUUACAAUGGCGUGGCAAAUGUCAAAGAAUAGAAAUCAGAACGGCGAAGCGACGGAAAGCCAGACAUUGGUGCCGCCUGUCACUGAAAAGCAAAAGCAGGUCAGGAAGGAGAUCGAGAGAAUGAAACUAAGAUGUUCGCUUCUACAAGAGGUGGGAGCUAUAAAAGGAAGUGCGACUAUACAAGCCAUCGUGAAGCAGCUCCAGAUGGUUGGCUCAAUGUUCGACGACGAGACUGCCAUGGAGAACAUUAACGGGAGCUGGCAGCUAUUAUAUGCGUCUCAAGAGCCCGCGAUAUUUUCUCGAUUGCCCGGUCUAGAGAUAAGCAAUCUGGAGCAGAAGUUUUCACGGCGGAGUAACGAUCAAACGCUGACGAUACACAAUCUCGCGCUCUUGAGACUACCUGGUGUGGGAGCGGUCCGAGUGGAACUCAAGGGCGUGUGGAACAAGUCGACUGGUAUGGUGGUCUUUGACGAAGUUUCUGCUGGUAGAGCUUUCGAGUCCCCAGUUUCUUGGGACUUGACAAGGAUCACUCUCGCGCUGCCCGUUCCUCGGUCCGAGCGGUGGGAGCUUUUGUAUAUGGACGACGUGAUUCGCGUAAACCAGGGAGACGAUAGCCAUUUGUACAUCUAUUCCAGACUUUACACUUGAAGCUUUGGAAUUGAGCACGCAUUACUGCCUCCAAUAUUCUCGCU